CAUGCGACUUGCUUGGCGCACCGGCUCACUCGACAAGAAACAUCGCAUUAUGGCCUCGCUGUAAGCCCGUGGAAACGUCCGUUCUGUAUAUACCCAACCGGCAAUCCGUCACCAUCGGCGCCUUGAUCAUGGACCUCCAGUCCAGAGGCUUUGUCCAGGGGUAUCGAAGUGACCAAUAGUACUCCUGAAGUCCUAUAUUAUUUGAUUUUGUGUACUGUCACUUUUGCACGUUCCGGGGAUUUAAAUAGCAAGUGACAGCGGUAGCGCCAUCCCCAUCUGCCGGCUAGCUACCUAGCUUGCUAAAUCACAAGUUUAAGAAGGGCGUCCUCUUUUUCAAGGAAAGGGGUAAAGGAAAACACCCCAUUGCUUUUAACGGGAAGAUAGUGCACCGUUGACCGGUUCCCCCCUUCGAACCACUAAAGCAUAAAUUCCUGGUAAGACGACUUAAUAUCUGUUAGCAUUGCUAGCUGCCCGGCACAUUCCGGCGGUGCUGCGUUCUUGUCAAAGGCAAACACUUGCUUGCUAGCUCGCUAGCUAAUCGAAGAGGGCCCCACCGGCUUACCAGCACCUAUCCAAUUCUGCAUGUAUUCGAGGUACUCUGCGAAGACAGAGCAAGCCUGAUGCAGAUCCACAAAAGCACAUGAAAUGAAUAAACCACCGCAGCCUAUAACAGGACCCGUGUCUGUCCCACACCCUGCCCCCUCCCCUGGACUCACACAGGCUGGCUAUGCCCCUGGACAGCCCCCUUCUCUCGUUUUUGCCAACCCGCAACUUCCACAAAUGAACCCUGCUCCGCAACCAAGACAGUUUGCGGCAGGGCCCCGUGCGUUACACCAACAGCCUUAUUACCCAAACCGGCCUACGAUGCCCACCAGUGCCCCCAGGGUGCAGACCAGCAGUGGCCCGCGGCCUGUGGGACCCACUCAUGUUUACCCUGCCGGCUCACAGAUGAUGAUGAUUCCCCAGCAGCAGAUCUCCUUUCCCGGCUCCCCGCAGGGCUAUUUCAUCCCCCCUGGCCAGUAUCGUCCUCAAUACAUGGCUCCCACCCAACAGUACCCUGUGACAGCCGGCACUGCAGGCUUCUUCCCUGGGACUAGCCCCGCUGAAUACCCUGGUUUUGAACCCUCUCAUGCUGCGCGGGAGAGGCGGGGCGGUGGGGGGAGAGGUGGCGGGCGUGAGAACGGUCGUCUCUCUCUCCAUGGCACUGCUCUCGCCCCCCAGCGCUACCCCGCUGGAGCGUACUAUCCAGCACAGCCUCAGUUCACUCAGAGUGUCCAGCCUGCGCCGGUCAUAAUCAGUCCCGCCCAGCAACCGCAACAAGCCCCGCCUCCUCAGCAACCUCCAGCCCAGCCACAAGGCCCGCCUAAGAGGGAACGUAUACCGAUCAGAAUACGAGACCCUAACCAGGGUGGGAAGGACAUCACGGAAGAGAUCAUGUCAGGUGGAAGGGCCACUUCCACACCAACGCCACCACAGGCCUCGUCAGAUAGUCCUGUCCUGAAUGGUGACGUUACACAGACUAUUGUUUCAGGAACUGAUGAAAGUACGGAAUCUGCUGCCAGCGUUGAAACUCCACCUCCAGCCUCCGCCAGCCCCGUCCCAGAGGUCCCACUGGAGACGGUGACCCCGGAGCUAGUGUCGGCUGAACCCCUCACGAAGCCGGCGGUGGCCGCCGCAGUCGAGGCCCCCCCUCCAUUGAUAGAGGAGCAAAAGCAGCAGCCCCCCGCUCCCGCUGUGCUGCCUCCACCAUCCCCCCCGCCGGCCGCAGAACCCGAGCCAGAGGCCGAGGUCAGCGACACGGUCGACGCCCCUGUUCCCCCGCCGGCCGCGUCGGCAGCCAAACGCGGCGGGGCCGGGCCCGUCGCUCCGUCCGCCGCCGAGAGGACGCCGGAGAAGGAGGAGGAGAAGAAACCUGAGGUGGCGAAGAAGUCUGAACCGGAGAAGUCGACCGUUGCCAAGCUGAAGAAGGAGCCCGCCGCUGGGCCCCCGGCGCCGGUGACCCCUUCCAGCGCGACCGCCGUCGAGGCGGCGAGCGCCCCCCCGGUGAAGGCGGCGAGCGCCCCCACGGUGAAGGCCUCGAGCGCCCCCACGGUGAAGGCCUCGAGCGCCCCCACGGUGAAGGCCUCGAGCGCCCCCCCGGUGAAGGCUGCGGUCGUCCCCACGGUGAAGGCCUCGAGCGCCCCCCCGGUGAAGGCCUCGAGCGCCCCCCCGGUGAAGGCUGCGGUCCCCCCCCCGGUGAAGGCUGCGGUCGUCCCCCCGGUGAAGGCUGCGGUCGUCCCCCCGGUGAAGGCUGCGGUGUUCGUCCCCCCGGUGGAGGCUGCGGUGGUCGUCCCCCCGGUGGAGGCUGCGGUAGUCCCCCCGGUGGAGGCUGCGGUCGUCCCCCCGGUGAAGGCUGCGGUGGUCGUCCCCCCCGAGGUGAAGUCUGCGGUCGUCCCCCCGGUGAAGGCUGCGAAAGCUGCCCCCGAGCCUGCGUUGGAGCCCCAGGCCUCCACGGAGGAGGCCGCGGCCUCCCCCAGCGAGCUGCCCGCCGCCCAAGCGGAGACGCCUCUCUCCAACGGCCUGGCUCAGGGAGCCGACGAGGCCUCCGAGGACCUCACUCCCGAAGUCGACACGCCGCUCGCAAAGCCUGUGAGCUGUCAGCCUCCGGAAGCCUCUGUGGCAGACCCUGCCCAGGAGAAAGAGGUGGAGGAGGCGGAGGAGGAGGAGGUGGAGGAGUUGGCGACGGAAACGACAGAGGAAGCCUCUGCCGCUCUCCCCGCCAAGGAUUCUACUACGCAAGCCGCCAUGUCUGUGCCAAAGAAGAAGAGAAACAUGAAGGAGCUAAACAAAAAGGCCACUGGAGACCUCCUGGAUGCCUUCAAAGAGGAACAGGCGGCCACACCGGUCCCUGAGCCCUCACCAGUUCAGGCUGAGCCAGCCGCGGCUGCCCCUGUUGCUGCUGAGAAGCCUGCGUCAGAGGCUGUUGAUGAGACCUGGGAGGAGAAGGAGGACAAGCAGAACCCAAAGCCAGUUGUGCCCAAAACUGAGCCCGCUGAGAAGAAGUACCAGUACAAAGAAGAGAACUGGAAGCCCAUCAACCCAGAGGACAAGAAGCAGUACGACAGGGACUUCCUUCUGGGCUGCCAGUUCAUCACCGCCAGCAUGCACAAACCUGAAGGUCUGCCGCUCAUCAACGAAGUGAUCCUGGACAAGGCCAAUGCGACACCAAUGCGCCCUGCAGACCCGGCCCGUGUGAUGAACGUUGGACCCGACUUUACCCCCUCGUACCUGGGUAACCUUGGCAGUAGGCAGUCGACGGGAGGACCGGGACCCGGACCACGAGGCCCGGUAAGAGGGGAGCCUCCCGGCCCGCGCCGCUCCCAGCAGGGCCAGCGGAAGGAGCCCAGGAAGAUCAUCAUCACCAGCAUGUCUCUGAACAACGAGGUGCAGCUCAACAAGGCGGAGAAGGCCUGGAAGCCCGGCGUGAAGAAGGCCGUGGGCGGCCGCGGCGCGGAGGAGGGCGCGGAGGAGGACGACCCCGAGGAGGUCAAGACCCAGGAGCUGUUCAAGCGCGUGCGCAGCGUGCUCAACAAGCUGACGCCGCAGAUGUUCCAGGCGCUGAUGAAGCAGGUGACGGACAUGUCCAUCGACACCGAGGCCAGGCUGAAGGGUGUCAUCGACCUCAUCUUCGAGAAGGCCAUCUCGGAGCCCAACUUCUCCGUGGCCUACGCCAACAUGUGCCGGUGCCUUAUGGGGCUGAAAGUCCCCACCACAGAUAAUCCAGAGGCCACUGUCAACUUCAGAAAGCUCCUGCUCAACCGCUGCCAAAAAGAGUUUGAAAAGGACCAAGACGACGACGUUAUCUUUGAGAAGAAGCAGAAGGAGUUGGAGGCAUCUAAAGACGACGAAGAGCGUGACCGCCUGAAGGUGGAGCUGCAGGCUUCCAAAGACAAGGCUCGCCGUCGGUCACUGGGCAACAUCAAGUUCAUCGGUGAGCUGUUCAAGCUGAAGAUGCUCACCGAGGCCAUCAUGCACGACUGUGUCGUGAAGCUGCUGAAGAAUCACGACGAAGAGUCUCUGGAGUGCCUCUGCAGGCUUCUCGCCACCAUCGGCAAAGACCUGGACUUUGAGAAGGCCAAGCCCCGCAUGGAGCAGUACUUCGCCCAGUUGGACAAAAUCAUCAAGGAGCGAAAGACCUCCUCCAGAAUCCGCUUCAUGCUGCUGGAUGUCAUUGACCUCCGAAGGUGCAAGUGGGUGCCUCGCAGAGGGGAGCAGGGCCCCAAAACCAUCGAGCAGAUCCACAAGGAUGCUGAGGCAGAAGAGCACAGGGAGCAGAUCAAGGUCCAGCAGCAGAUGCUUUCCAAGAAGGAUGGAGGAGGAGGAGGAGGCGGCGGUGGUGGAGGCCGGAUGGGAGGCGGCGGCGGUGGCGGCAAUAUGGGAGGCCGAGGACACCAUGCACAGGGAGGCGGCCGUGGGAGUCAGGUCCAGGACGAGGGCUGGAACACGGUGCCCAUCUCCAAGGGCAACAGACCCAUCGACACGACCCGCUUCAGCAAGAUCAUCAACAAGCCCGGUGCUCAGGACGUUGACGACCAGCGGUUGGCCCCCGGGGGGAGAGGUUUCGGUAACUGGACCAAAGGCAGCAGUGGGGGGACGGGGUCGAAAGCCCCUGGCGCAGAGCAGGAGUCCGGUCGCCCGGCCACCAGCACUGUGAACCGCUUCUCGGCCCUGCAGCAGUCUGGCCCGCCGUCAGGCGACGCCGACCGCAGAGUUCCUCAAAGGUCGAGCUCCAGCCGCGACCGCGGCGGGGAGAGGGACAGAAACGACCGGGGCUUUGACCGCUUCGAGCGCCGGGAGGGACGCGACGGUGGCGGCCGGCCGACCAUCACCAAGCGCAGCUUCAGCCGCGAGUCGCAUGAGCCCGGCGGCGACGGCGGCCGGGGGCCCACGGAGCCCGUGCGUCGCGUGUCCAGCAUGACCGACGACCGGGUCAGACGGGACCGUGCCGCCAGCAAGGAGCCUGCAGUGAAGCCCGGGCGUGACGCAACCCCUCCCCCCGCCGCCGCCUCCAAACCGGCCUUGAGCGAGGAGGAGAUGGAUAAGAAGUCCAACGCCAUCAUCGAGGAGUACAUCCACAUAAACGACUUGAAGGAGGCGCUGCAGUGCGUGUCCGAGAUGAACAGUGCCUCGCUGCUGUUUGUGUUCGUCCGGAACGGCGUGGAGUCGACACUGGAGCGCAGCCCCGCCGCCAGGGCCCACCUGGGCCACCUGAUGCAUCAGCUCAUCAAGGCUGGAACACUGCCCCCAGCGCAGUACUACAAAGGGCUUCAGGAGACCCUGGAGAUGGCCGAGGACAUGGCCAUAGACGUCCCUCACAUCUGGCUGUACCUGGCGGAGCAGAUCGUCCCGAUGCUGCAGGAGGGAGGGAUCCCCAUGGAGCAGCUCUUCAGGGAAAUCUCCAAGCCUCUAGUGCCUUUGGGAAUGGCCGGCGUUCUGCUGGCACAGAUUCUCACUUUGCUCUGCAAAGGAAUGACCCACAAAAAGGCCGGGGCCAUGUGGAACGAGGCGGGCCUGAACUGGAGCGAGUUCUUGUCCAAGGAUGUGGACGUCAACAAGUUUGUGACUGAGCAGCACCUGGAGUUCACGUUGGACACCGAGGGGUCUGAGGGGCCGGAGAAGAAGCCCCUGACCAACGAGGAGAUCAGCAAGCAGCUGGAAAGGCUCAUCCAGGACAAGGCCGAGAACCAGCGGAUCAUCGACUGGGUGGAGGCUAACUUGGACGCGCAGCAAUCCACCGGCAACUCGUUUGUGCGAGCGCUGAUGACGUCCGUGUGCCAGUCCGCCAUCAUUUGCGACAACCUCUACAAGGUGGACGGGAAGAAGAUCAGCGAGAGGGGAAGCCUGCUGCUGAAGUACCUGAGCGACGAGCCCAAAGAGCUCCAGGCUCUCUACGCCCUGCAGGCCCUCAUGGUGCACAUGGAGCAGCCUGCAAACCUGCUGCGGAUGUUCUUCGACAACCUGUACGACGAGGACGUCAUCAAAGAGGAGACCUUCUACAAGUGGGAGUCCAGCAAGGACCCCGCAGAGCAGACCGGCAAGGGUGUGGCGCUCAAGUCUGUCACCACCUUCUUCACCUGGCUCCGUGAGGCAGAGGAGGAGUCCGACAAAGAAUAAUGACCCGCCUCCACCCCCCCCCCCCCCCUCCUGUCUUUGGCAGGGGGGGUGGGGGGGUUCGCUGGGAACCCGGUUACAGACUACACGGCCUACACAGGCGGACUUAAUCAAUCCUCAAUGAGGAUAUCUUUUUUUUUUUUUUUGUUCGUGAGGGGGAGGACUGGUAAAAAAAAAAGAAAAAACAAUCAACUGUCUUUCCCGCUCCUUCUCUCUUGCUUCCCGUUCUCUGUUCACACCUGCUUGUGGCCCCGGCCCUAGAAUAACCCCAUGAGAAACGAUGCAGCAGGAUUGCUUGGUAAACUAUGCGUCGAAUGGCCUACGUCCGUUGCAUAAACAUUUUUGACAUUUGAGAAAGACACGUACAAACCAACACGCUGCUCUUUUUAUGGUUCUGGGGAAACGCUUUUCCUCAUCGUGUGAUCCAAGUGGUGACGGCGGGGGUGAAUCACUGAGCAUGUUGCAGGGGAACUUGGGUGUCAAUGUGGUAACGUGUGUGUGGGUGUGUGAGAUAUCGAAAUGAACAGAGCUCUUAUGUCUUUUGUCCUUUACUGAAGUGUGCAGCAUGAUUGAAGUGUGUUUGUAUUAAUGAUGAUAAAGUGGGAGAUUUCCUAGAAAAAAUGUACCUUGCUGACUAACCAUAACUCACGUUCAUUUUUUUGUUUUGUUUUUAUUUAAUUUUAUAACCACCUCCUCUUUGCUGAGAUGGGACCUGUGAAGACAGAAUCUAAGGGACUCUGAGCCUGAGACUAGACUAUUGACUACUAGGGAUGAUCUCGAUGCUUCCUUUCAAGCCAUGCUGUCUCCCACCCCCUUGCAGUCAACCAACCCUAUCUGAGACCCGACUAAUCUUCCUCAGUACCUAACACGAGCUGGUCUCCCUACACUCAAGUCAGGGAGAACCCUGCAGAGGCAUACUUAAACCCCAUCCACGUUAAAACUUGAACACAUUGAAAGCAGAAAUUGACUUGACAAGAUAUAUAUAUAAAAAGAAAAAGGAAAAAAAAAAACACAGAAGUGAUCCGAAAGCCUUUUCUGCUCUAAGUGGAAACACAUUUCAGGAGAGUUCUGUAAAUAUAUGAUUUUUUCUGUUUUAUUUUUCUGAAAUAAUGAAUAAAUUGCUAAUGAUGUAAUGCUACGUAUCCUUUUCCAGCAGAGAUGGCAGUUAUCCAGAUGCAAAGACGCUUUCGAUAAUCCAUUGAUUAGUUGUAUUGGGAUUUUUGUAAAUAUGUUUUUGCUUUCUUUAUUAUUUAAGGAAUUCUUUUUGCAUCGGUAACUGAAAGAUGAGGAAAUGGAGCAUUGCAAAUAAAGGAAUUAUCAAGUUGCAGUUUGUGGAGUGUCC
Gadus chalcogrammus (walleye pollock) is the source of this 7492-nucleotide messenger RNA. RefSeq names its product eukaryotic translation initiation factor 4 gamma, 1a (gene eif4g1a). Gene Ontology annotation, cellular component: eukaryotic translation initiation factor 4F complex. The record is from RefSeq and is a predicted model, not a curated record. Gene Ontology annotation, molecular function: mRNA binding; translation initiation factor activity; protein binding. The transcript is spliced from 32 exons. The coding region runs from base 646 to 6153 and encodes 1835 amino acids. Lineage: Eukaryota; Metazoa; Chordata; Actinopteri; Gadiformes; Gadidae.